Messenger RNA from Oncorhynchus kisutch (coho salmon), 1463 nucleotides. RefSeq lists its product as uncharacterized. The transcript has 7 exons. NCBI's taxonomy places the organism in Eukaryota, Metazoa, Chordata, Actinopteri, Salmoniformes, Salmonidae. The coding region runs from base 288 to 1463 and encodes 391 amino acids. The record is from RefSeq and is a predicted model, not a curated record.
ACCCGGUCACGAAUGCGGAGCCACGCCCUAAAAUAACAUGUGACCACAAGGCGUUUGUGACACAUUCAUGCGUUCCAAUUUUGUCAUAAUUCCCUGUAGGUUCUAAAUUGCUUAUGAGCUUGGCUGCCCUUCAGAAAGUAGCUGAUUCUUGUACUCUACAGCUGUAUUUUCCUACAGUUAAUAAUAAUACUAGCAACAAAACAGAUUUCAUUCCUUAAAAUGAUAUUGCCAGAUGGAAGAAAAUAAUAAGAGCCUUGUCCCAGUCUCUAGACCUGCCUGUCUGUGUGAUGGAUGACCACCUGACCUCUGAAGCUGUCAAUGAGAUGGAGCAGAGCAAUUCUACCAGGAGCAGAGCAACCUCAGUGAUGGAAACCACAGAAGAGGGGAAGCUCAACAAUGUGGAACAUCUGACACUUAUGGACUUCCUUCAAAACCUAACUGAGAAGCAAUGGAGGGGGAUUCGUGAGGGCAUGUUUGACCCGCUGACAAAACAACAGCUUGCCGGCUUGUGUCUGAGGAUUGUCCAGUUUUUAUCGGACAAGCUGAUGCAGAUCAUCAUCCCAGGUCUUUACGAACUACUGGGCAUCCAAGAUGCUGCCUCCUCUCCAUUGUCACAGAGAUCUCUCACAGCGUCACUCACCAGUCUGUUAGACACCCUCGUCACCUGUGUGCAGGACAGCCUGCAAGGAUCUCUCUCCAAACUUGCAUGCAUGUCCAAUUCUCCAUCUGGAAGUGCAGGCUCUCCGAAGAUGACCCCUGCUGUAAUGGCAGAAGUGAUUAAAGAUGUCAAGUCGGCCGUAUCAGUGGUCGUUAAGAGUGCCUCCGCUAGCCAAACCCCUCAAGUGACACCGGUAAGGGGAGACUCACAGACCAAGGUGACUGAGAGCAUGGUGAGAGAGCUGGCUGCUAAACUUGAAAAAGUUGACCAAGAGAGCAAGAGUCUAACAGGGCAAGUCAUGACCAUGAUCUCUGACACAAUGGUGGCUUUUGUUGACGAGAACGAACAGAAUUUGCUGAAAGAUCUGAAGGACAAGAUCACGUUUCAUGUUGACUUCAUUGACGAUCUUGAUGCCCUGAUAAGGAAAUACGAGAGCAGCUACAAUAUUGGUGAAUCUGGUUCCUCCUGCACGCUCACAUCUAAGAGCAUCCAAAAACUCUCCAGCCGGGAGAUUCAAACAUCAGCAAUACAAGCAAUAUUUGCUGAAGAGACAGUGAAGGGCUUCCUGAGACAGUGGUCAGAUGAGUAUGAAAACAUAAACUUUGAUGUUUCAGUCCAGAACGAUCCAAAGACUUCUACUUGCAUGGUCAUUCUUCAAAUGAUCACCAAAGCCACUGCUAAAUGUUAUUUUGAGUCCACUACCAGCGUGGCCACCAGUGACAUUGUAGAAGGCGUGUUUGAUUUGGAAAGGGAUACCAUCAGCAGUACUGGAGAGCAGGUCCUCACCUUUAACACAACGGUAUAG